AUGGAAAAAACUCUUCUACCAAAUUUGGAUCGUAUUGACCAAAGUAAACUCCUGCUAGAUGGUUCUUACACAUUCCCUGCUUCUGCUGGUAAAGGUAUAAAUGUCUACGUUAUAGAUACUGGUAUUAACAUAAAACAUGUUGAAUUUGGAGAUCGUGCUAAA
Molecule: messenger RNA, 162 nt
Organism: Entrophospora sp. SA101
Lineage: Eukaryota; Fungi; Glomeromycota; Glomeromycetes; Entrophosporales; Entrophosporaceae
Source: the annotation of a GenBank genome assembly